UCUCACCCUCCUUUGGAAUCUAGCCUUUUCUUUUCGAUUGGUGGCCAACCCACCUCAUCUCCUUGUCCUUUCCUCGGCCCAACCUUCCGAAAUCAUCUCCGGCGCCUGUCGCCGGCGAGGUCGAGGAACUGAUGAGUGCGAGUGGCGUGACUCUGAUGUGGCAAUGUUGCUAGCGACGGAGCCCUAGAACGAUCAAUCUAAGCCGAGAAGCCGUUGACCACAGGAUAAAACUGCAGAGAAAAUUGCAGCGCUGUGGUGAUGAUGUGGAUUCGACGGUGAGAAUGUUGCAGGAAUAUGAGUCAAGAGGCGGCGAGGGGAAGAUGAAAGGAAGAAGGGCAUUUUCGUCAUUCAAAAUUUACAUAUAACUUUGCAAUAAAAAUUUGCGCAAGGAUAGCAAGUGUUUAAGAUGAGCUUUCCGGACAUUGUGGACUUGUGUAGUGAUGAUGAGCAUGUGGAAGUUGAUGUCAAACCAGUUAAAUUGGAGCCUAAUAUCAUUGAGAGAGAAAUACAACUAUUUAAGUGCCAUGAAAUCCUACAAGCUCAAUAUCAAUUGUCUAAAACCCAUUGUAGAACACAGGAGUCUGAAGAAAAUAGAGAUUCAAAUGCUUUAAGUACUGCUCAAAGUAGCACUAGUAUAUUGGAUCAAGGGCAAUCUCCAAUGGAUGAUACGAGCCUUUCUUCUACAUCACCUAUAUGUCCUGCACCACUAUGUCGUCAAUUUUGGAAAGCUGGGAACUAUGAUGAUGAGCUUGGUUCUAAGGUUACACUCCAAAAUGGUAAAAAUUAUUUACAUGUGCACCCCAUGUUCCUUCAUUCAAAUGCCACUUCACAUAAGUGGGCUUUUGGUGCCAUUGCAGAGCUUCUAGACAAUGCAGUUGAUGAGAUUCAAAAUGGGGCCACCUUUGUAAUUGUAGAUAAAACCUCAAAUCCAAGAGAUGGAAGUCCAGCAUUGUUAAUUCAAGAUGACGGUGGUGGAAUGGGCCCAGAAGCAAUGCGGUGCUGUAUGAGUUUUGGAUUCUCAGAUAAGAAAUCAAAAUCGGCAAUUGGACAAUAUGGAAAUGGCUUCAAGACCAGCUCUAUGAGACUUGGAGCAGAUGUUAUUGUCUUCAGCCGCCACCUGGACAAUGGGAAGUUGACUCAAAGCGCUGGUCUCCUUUCUUAUUCAUUUCUCAGACAAACAGGCCAUGACAGAAUAGUAGUACCUAUGGUGGAUUAUGAGUUUAACACAUCAACUAGCAAUAUGGAACCCUUGCAUCGAUAUGGUAAAAAACAUUUCACGUCUAAUCUCUCCAUUCUUUUGCGGUGGUCUCCAUAUUCAACAGAGCAAGAGCUUCUAAAGCAAUUUGAUGACAUUGGGUAUCAUGGCACAAAAGUUGUCAUCUACAAUUUAUGGUUCAGUGAUGAUGGGAAUGUGGAGCUGGAUUUUGAUUCAGAUCCUGAGGAUAUACGUAUAGGUGGGGAUAUCAAACAGGUUACAACAAUUCCUGCUUGGAAAACAAUAAAUGAACAGCACAUUGCCAACCGAUUCCAUAUUUCCCUCCGUGUAUACUUGUCCAUCUUGUACUUGCGAAUACCUCAAAAUUUCAAUAUAAUAUUGCGUGGGAAAGUUGUUGAGCAUCAUAAUAUCGCCAAUGAUCUCAAAUUUCCAGAAUUCAUCUUGUACAGACCUCAAACUGGUGGACUUGUGGAGGGUACAGUUGUAACUACCAUAGGGUUUCUUAAAGAAGCUCCACAAGUGAAUAUCCAUGGCUUCAAUGUCUACCAUAAGAACCGUCUAAUACUGCCAUUUUGGCAGGUUGUAAACUACUCAGACAGUAGAGGCAGAGGAGUUGUUGGUGUUCUGGAAGCAAACUUUAUUGAGCCAAUUCACAAUAAACAAGAUUUUGAAAGAACUUCACUUUUUCAAAAACUUGAAGGCCGCUUGAAGGAAAUGACAUGGGAAUACUGGGAUUAUCACUGUGGACUAAUUGGGUAUCAGGUUAAGAAAAAGCCUCGAACACUUGUAUCUCCGCAUAUUUCUUCUCAUGGUUCACCACAUAUUGCUAUGGAAAAGCCAAUUGGGUUGAAUCAGAGUUCCCCUGCUAUUGGUAAUAUAAAAGCAACACCUCCAGGUGGAGCCUUCCAACAUCCAGCAGCUACUGCUUCCCAUUGUUUAGCUGGAAGACCAGGCGAACCAAUAACUGAUUCUCAAAGCAGAUCCCAACAAGGAGCAUCUCUGAAGAGGACAGAGCAUGACCAUCCUGUAGAACCUGAAAAGAAAAAGCACGCUGGGAUAAAGGAAAUUGUAACUGACACUCACAGUCAGGAAACACAGCCUGUUGAUAUUUUUGCAAAUCAUUCAAAAGACCAAGAGGCCAUGACCUUGAUGCAAGAAAACAAGAAGCUCCAUGCACAAUGCUUGGAAUAUGAGAAGAGGGAGAAAGAACUUAGUGUCAAGAUGAUACAGCUCCGAAAUGAACUAAGAGAGGUUCACAAUGAGCAGGCCCGGUUGUUGGCUGAAUUGCAACAUUUAGACGCAAUCAAGGAUGAAAAAUGAUGUAAAUACAUAGGUGUUUGUUGUUAAUUUUUUUUUCAUCUGCAAAAAAAUGUUUUUUUUUUUAGCCCUGUGCACCAUAAAGUUCUUGACCUUGGGAGGGUUGGGAGCCCAUGUGCACUGUAAAGUUCUUAAUCCUUGUAGGGGGUUUAGGAGUAUGAGGUCAUUGUGACUGAAAAUCAGGAAAAAUGGAAAAAAAAAAAAAUUAAUGAAAUGAAGUUGUUAGAAGCCUUUGUUUUUUUUCACUUUUACUUCCUGUAGAUUCCAAAGAGGACUUGAACACUAAGCGAGGUCUGCUUCCAUGUAUUAUGUAGAAUUCAAGUAGUUGGAGUUGCAGGUUGACUUGAGUAAUUCAUCCAUCUUAAUGACUGGUUGGGCGGGCAUACCCGGUGAUGAAGUGGCAUGCUGUGGUAGUCCAUCCCCUGUUUUCCCUCCAUUAGAAGACGGAUGCAUCACCAUCAUAUAGAAGACCAUUACCAGCAUCAGUCUUGCUGAAUUGGCUCUAUGAAGCUCAGGGGAUGCUGCAUCAAUCCUGUGAAAGAAGUUGGUUUUUGCUGAUUUUGCAUCUUUUUGGGCCUUUGAUAUCCUGGUUUUGCCAUGUUUUUGCUUUUUCAAACUCCAUAAGGCUGUUUUUUCAUUUUGUUUACAGGGAAACCCCAACCAACAAUUGUAAAUGUCACAUUCACCUUUUUGUUCAAGGAUAUGCAGAAAAGGCAUAUUUAUUUUA
This is a messenger RNA of Vitis vinifera (wine grape), 3260 nucleotides long. Its product is annotated as protein MICRORCHIDIA 6. Gene Ontology annotation, cellular component: nucleus. The record is from RefSeq and is a predicted model, not a curated record. Bases 407 to 2536 code for a protein of 709 amino acids. Gene Ontology annotation, molecular function: ATP hydrolysis activity. The transcript is spliced from 20 exons. NCBI's taxonomy places the organism in Eukaryota, Viridiplantae, Streptophyta, Magnoliopsida, Vitales, Vitaceae.